Molecule: messenger RNA, 1368 nt
Organism: Miscanthus lutarioriparius
Lineage: Eukaryota; Viridiplantae; Streptophyta; Magnoliopsida; Poales; Poaceae
Source: the annotation of a GenBank genome assembly
AUGAUGCAGCAGCAGCAGCAGCAAGAGGAGGACCCAGCACCGCCACCCGCAGUCGCCGAUCCCGACCCACCGCCGCCCCCCCACCGCGGUGAUGCCGCCGCCGCCUCCUCCGCCACGCAGACGCUCCCCUCCCGCAACGCCUCCUCCAAGUACGAUUUCGUCAAGGUCAAGGUGUGGCUCGGGGAGAACGCCGACCACUACUACGUCCUCUCCAGGUUCCUCCUCAGCAGGAUGCUCACAGUCACCAAGAUUCCUAAUCAUGUCGCCAUCAAGAUUGCCCUUGAGCUCAAGAAGCUGCUUGUCGACAACAGCCUGCUUGAUGUCUCCCAGAGUGAUCUAGAGGCUAAUCUAUUCAAGCUUAUGGAAAAACGGGGAUAUGGAGAGGACUAUAUAAAUCGCUAUAAAAUGAUGACAAGGUUCCAUCAUCAAAGGGUUCCACUAGUAAUUUUAGUGUGUGGAACUGCAUGUACUGGAAAAUCAACAAUCGCUACACAACUUGCUCAGAGGCUCAAUUUGCCUAAUGUUUUACAGACAGACAUGGUGUAUGAGCUGCUGCGGACAUCAACAGAUGCGCCACUUACUUCAGUUCCCGUGUGGGCUCGCGAUUUUAAUUCACCUGAAGAGCUUAUCACUGAAUUCUGCAGAGAAUGCAGAGUUGUACGCAAGGGUUUGGCUGGCGAUUUGAAGAAGGCCAUGAAAGAUGGGAAGCCAAUUAUUAUAGAGGGAAUACAUUUGGAUCCAAGCAUUUAUCUUAUGGAUGAGGAAAAGGGAGAUGGUAAUUCCAGGACGGAGAAGACAGUAAUGGAUUCUGAAAAUCCAGGCAUCUCUAUAGAAAGGAAGACCGAACACCAAUCCAAAAAUGGACUAGCAGAGAACAGGAUGAAUCCUAUGGAGGAAAACAAAAACUUUGUCAAAAUCAAAGAAAGCAUGCUGGAGGAAGGUAGAACCAGUGAAGGACUAUCUUAUGCUGAGAGCCAUGAAACCAAGAUUCACGAUUCUGCACGUUCUCAAGAAAAAAAUUCCAAAGAUGAAAGUGAUGGGCACAAAGAUUUGGACCAACAGAAGAAUAACACCACCAAGAAAGACAAACCUGCUGCUGAACCGAUAGUUGUUCCGAUUGUACUGAGGAUGUCUGAUUUUGAUCACAAAGCAUUGUUAGAGGAAUGGAUAGCCACUAGAGCUUUCAGAGAUAAUUGCAUUCCUCAGGAUCAUCGGAAACUUAUAAACAACCUUAAGCUUAUUCAGGACUACCUUUGUUCUUUUGAGUCACAGGGAUUGACCAUUGUUGAUAUCUCAGCAAAUUCGUUUCCUCAAACAUUAGAUUGGCUUCACAGCUAUCUUCUUCAGGUCCAGCCCCUCUGGUUUUGA